AUGUGGACUGGUGACGGUGAACCGGGGACGUGCCCAGCUGGUGUGGAUGAGAGCAAAGGUGGACUGGGCUCAGCAGGCGCGGUGGUGGUGUCAGGUCGGGACGAAGGCAGGGGAUGUGGACUGGUGGGGGUCGACUCAGGUAAAGGAGCUGCUGGAGAAGAAGAAAAAAUGGGGUCUAUGUCUGAAGGGAAAGGAGGUGCCGGAAAGGCAGAGGGAACCGAAAGGGGCGUUGCGGCUGGAGAAGAAGAAAAAAAAGGGUCGACGUCAGAAGGGAAAGGAGGUGCUGGAAAGGCAGAGGGAACCGAAAGUGAUGUGGAAGGAAAAGUGUGGUAG
Prunus armeniaca (apricot) is the source of this 333-nucleotide messenger RNA. The record is from the annotation of a GenBank genome assembly. Lineage: Eukaryota; Viridiplantae; Streptophyta; Magnoliopsida; Rosales; Rosaceae.